AUGUCUCCUCUUUUCAAGUUCGUUUUAACCGGCUUUCUUGCUAUCAAUUCCUUCAUAGCACCCACCUUUGGUAGCCCAAUCAAUGGAGCAAACGGCCUAGCUUUGCCCAGAGACAACCUUCUCAGUGAGGGAGAAUCUGCUAGUUUCCAGGUUUCUGCACGAGACACUGGCGCCACCGCCGGUGACAAUGUUGUCAGUCUUGUUGUUCGCCGCGACACCGACCCGGAGCAUAGCCUUGCGAAAAGAGUCUUUACCUCUCCCCAUGUCCGGAGAGCCUUCAAAGUCGUUACCGCUGGAAUGAUUCAUGCAGUCAGCUGGACUUUUGACUUUUGGUUUUCUCAAGAGGCGGAUGGAACCUACCACGUCCAUUAUGGCGGGCUUAAGGCUGAUGGAAUCACCAACGCCAAAUUUGGCGUCACCGGAGCAACACUUGGAACAAAGUCUCCAACCUCUGCCGAGUUUAGCGUCCCAUUUCUUGUCGAGGGAACCUACAAUGGACAGCCCAUCUCAAUCAAAUUCGCUAUCGACGCCGCUGCUAGCGCCGGAAUAACUCUUGUUGAGAAGUUCACCAGCUUUCCGAUUGCUUAUAUCAACAACAAGUUUGUUGCUGUGACUAGCUACGACCUUGUCAAAGCCUGA
Molecule: messenger RNA, 639 nt
Organism: Colletotrichum truncatum
Lineage: Eukaryota; Fungi; Ascomycota; Sordariomycetes; Glomerellales; Glomerellaceae
Source: RefSeq, a predicted model, not a curated record